AUGAUCACAUAUCCCAAGCUGUGUUAACCAAUGUUGUGGGCGUGGGAUGUGAGUUUUAGUCUUCCCAUCACCAAAUCUACGGUGCCAUUAAACGCCCUUCUCUCUUCUCUCUUCUCUCUUCUCUCACUUCAGACACCUGGGGAAUACAGGAACAACCCCAGGGGGUAGAGACGACCAAGAAAGGAACCUCCAUCUUUCGGGUAUAAAGGGUUCUUUCGAUCCCUUUAUCCACCCCUUUUCCUCUCCUCGCCUUUGCUUCUUUUCGACUUCCGGGGAGAAUUCUGCACCCAACUGGUCAAGUUUUGAAGAGGGGAAACCCUCCAAUUUUCUGAGAUCUUGAUCCAUUCUUGCUUUGGUUCUGUACUUUCUUUCUGUUUUGUCAAUGGAUUUAGAUAGUAUCGAGUGUGUAUCAUCUUCCGAUGGUCUCGAUGAGGAUGAGAUCCAUCUGCAUCACACUCUUCAUUCUUAUUCCCAUUCUCAUCAUCAUCCCGAGUUGUCGGCAACCAAGCCUCGAAAUGGAAACAAUAAUAGCGCUGUAGCAGGCCCCACUGCCACUGCGCCGGCCACUAGCGUCCAUGAAUUGCUCGAGUGCCCUGUCUGUACCAAUUCUAUGUACCCUCCCAUUCAUCAGUGCCACAAUGGACAUACAUUAUGUUCUACAUGUAAAACACGGGUUCAUAAUCGUUGCCCUACUUGUAGACAAGAGCUUGGAGACAUUAGGUGCUUAGCACUGGAGAAGGUGGCAGAGUCACUGGAAUUGCCUUGCAGAUAUUAUUCCUUGGGAUGCCCAGAAAUAUUUCCUUACUACAGUAAACUCAAGCACGAAGCAUUGUGCAACUUCAGACCCUACAAUUGCCCAUAUGCUGGCUCGGAAUGCUCUGCUGUUGGGGAUAUUCCUUUCCUUGUUUCCCAUCUGAGGGAUGAUCACAAGGUGGACAUGCACACUGGAUGCACAUUUAACCAUCGCUAUGUGAAAUCCAACCCAAGGGAAGUGGAGAAUGCCACUUGGAUGCUUACGGUUUUUCAUUGUUUCGGUCAAUACUUCUGCCUUCACUUUGAAGCCUUUCAGCUUGGGAUGGCCCCAGUGUAUAUGGCUUUCCUUCGUUUCAUGGGCGACGAGAAUGAGGCGCGAACCUACAGCUACAGUCUGGAGGUGGGUGGAUAUGGGCGAAAACUGAUAUGGGAGGGCACCCCGCGAAGUAUCAGAGAUAGCCAUCGAAAAGUGAGGGAUAGCCAUGAUGGGCUGAUGAUUCAAAGAAAUAUGGCUCUGUUCUUCUCGGGUGGGGAUAGGAAGGAACUGAAGCUGAGAGUUACGGGAAGGAUAUGGAAGGAACAAAACCCGGAUGCUGGGGUCUGCAUACCCAACCUGUGUAGCUAAAGAAAAGCAUUCUGAAUGUUGUGUGUUGUGCAGCUGCUGUGCUUUGUUUGUACCUAAUCUCUCUCUCUCUCUCUCUCUCUCUGUUUUGAGCUUUGCUGGUUUGGUGGUAUUACAUUGUAAUGGAUGAGUUGUUGUUAAGUAGCAGUGAUAUUCAUAAUUAUUAUCCAUCUUCCAAAGAUUAAGUUGUAAUGGAUGUUUGCUUUGCAACUCUAAUACACAUCAGUGGAUUCUUUUGUUCU
Messenger RNA from Cucurbita moschata (crookneck pumpkin), 1617 nucleotides. RefSeq names its product E3 ubiquitin-protein ligase SINAT5-like. The record is from RefSeq and is a predicted model, not a curated record. Bases 383 to 1378 code for a protein of 331 amino acids. The transcript is spliced from 3 exons. Gene Ontology annotation, molecular function: protein binding; ubiquitin protein ligase activity; zinc ion binding. Gene Ontology annotation, biological process: multicellular organism development; ubiquitin-dependent protein catabolic process. Gene Ontology annotation, cellular component: cytoplasm. NCBI's taxonomy places the organism in Eukaryota, Viridiplantae, Streptophyta, Magnoliopsida, Cucurbitales, Cucurbitaceae.